Bursaphelenchus okinawaensis is the source of this 3834-nucleotide messenger RNA. NCBI's taxonomy places the organism in Eukaryota, Metazoa, Nematoda, Chromadorea, Rhabditida, Aphelenchoididae. The record is from the annotation of a GenBank genome assembly.
AUGGACUCGGACAACUCUUCGGACGAGCUUGUAGUGAGCAAUCCUCAUGGUAAGCGUUUAUUUACUUUGUUUAUUUUGAUUUUAGACAAACGCAGUAUAAUAUUGACAAUAUUUGUUUGUUAAUUUUGAAGUUUUAAAAAUACAGACAAACUGAUGUUGUUUUAGAUAUUCAAGAGGAAGUUUUGCAUUUCUUGAUCUACUUGCAUAGAAUUAUCCAAGAAAAGCAAGUUGACGAAGUCUAUGAGUUGUACAAGCACUUCUUUGGUGAUCAAUCUGACCGUUUCUUUGCUGAACGUACUUGGCCCGAUGCUAAGAAGCUGGAUGAUACGAACAACUUUGGUAAGUCGAGUCCUAUCGGUUUUUUUUUACCUUUGGGUAGAUGUUAGUAUUUCUACAGUUGAAGAAGACAUUAUUCUUAAUAUUCAAAAUUAAAUUUAGUAGUUUUUGGUAUUUUUUAAUUAAUUUUAAGCUUAUGUUGUUUUAGAUCACCUCUUCAUUGUUCUGUACAAAGAACUGUACUACCGUGACUUGUAUCAACGUUCUCGUCGCGGACCAUCUCUUCAACAUCGUUAUGAGAGCUAUUUGAACUACCAAGAGUUGUUUUCUGAGCUAUUGUGCGGCAAAGAUCAACCAACUGAUAUUAUUUUACCUAAUGUUUGGUUGUGGAAUAUUAUUGAUGAAUUUGUCUAUCAAUUUCAAGCUUUCUGCUUGUAUCGUACUAACCCAACAAAGAGGACUGCUGACGACAAUGAAGAGAUGUCUGAGUUUGAGGAGUUGGAGAAUGUGUGGAACAUUUAUCCGGUCUUGAACAUCUUGUACUCGUUGUUAGACAAGUCUCAAGUGAAUGAGCAGCUGAAGGCUAUUAGGGAAGGACGUAAGUUUUUUGUUGACAGAGAGUUAAUCAUUUUGUUUUUUGAAGGUAAAAUACGUUUAUUGGAUGUAUAUAGAUAUAAACUUCAUAUAGUAAAAAGCUUAGGUUUUUUCUAUAUGGAAAUGUGUUUUGAAUAAAAUGUUAAUUUAAAUAAUUUUAGGUAACCCCGACGACGUUGCUGAUGAAUUCGGACGUUCUCCAUUGUACUUCAAGCUCGGAUACUUUGCUUUGAUUGGACUGUUGAGAAUGCACGUUCUUUUGGGUGAUUAUCAUCAGGCUUUGAGGACUGUUGAGAACUUGGAGUUUGAUCCAAAGGUACAUAUAACAUUAUGUUUUUUAGCUUAAUCUUAUUAUUUUAAUAAAACAAGUUAAUUUUGUUUAAAAAAUAUAAUUUUAGGGUCUGUACAACGCGGUUCCAUCAUGCUACGUGACUCUUCAUUACUUUGUCGGCUUCUCGCAUAUGAUGAUGAGGAACUAUGGUGAAGCCACCAAAAUCUUUGUCAACUGCUUGUUGUACAUUCAACGUACACAAAACUUGCAGCCACAAAACCAGCAACAGAAUGCUAAGAAGCCAACUAAAUACGAUGUGGUAGGUGUGGGGAUAGGAACUUUUAGGGCUGAAUUUUUGAGGCGAGGACUUUCCGGGCGGGUAAUAUAUUACAUUUCUAAAUGACUAAAGUAAUAUUUUACAGAUUGCCAAGACUCAUGAACAACUUUACUAUUUGUUGGCCAUCUGCCUGUGUCUUCAACCUCAACGUAUCGACGAAGCCAUUCAAACUCAAUUGAUGGAUCGUCUUGGUGAACGAGUGUUGAGAAUGUCUAAUGGGUGGGUUAAUACACUGUUUUAGUUUUGGAGGUGUUGGAAGAGGUAAAACUUGGGCUUUUGUGUUCAAGUUUUAUUUUCCUAUUUAAAAAUAUUUAAAUUUCAGUGAAAUCGACGAAUUCCGCACGUGUUUUAUGCAAGGAGCUCCAAAAACCUUGUCUCCCACAACCACCGUAUACGACGGAUCUAACGUCGCUUCGGAGCCAUUGAUCAGACAAUGUAAUGUGUUCCUGGAAGGUAUCGAAUCCCAAGUAUGUUUGCCGGUCUUGAGAGGCUACUUGAAGCUCUACACUUCUCUACCGGUCGCAAAAUUGGCUUCAUUCAUGGACAUUGGAGAGAAUGAGUUGGACACUUUUGUCGGGAAAUUAUUGACUUUCAAGGUGAGUAUGAGGAGUAUAGAAGGUUAAAAUAAAGCGUUUGAGGGGAUUUUUGAAAUAAAUUUUUUUUGUGAGAUAAAAAUUUCAAAAAAUUUUUAAAAAAUAUCAAAGGUCAAGUUUUCUAUACGUAUAUUACAACAAUAAUACCAAUAUUCAUUACAGCUGAUCGUAAACGAACUAGGCAAAGACACCAGAGACCGUGCCGAGCAGAAAGACAACGAUGAUGACGAUACUAUCCUGGAUCUGGACUUUUUCGUGGACAACGAAAUGAUAGUUGUCGCCGAAUCCAAGGUCGAUCGCCGUAUCACCGAACACUACAUAAAGUACAUUUUGAAGUUGAGAGAUGUGAAAAAAAAUUGUCGAUGACAUCCCUGCCGUCGCUUAAUUAUUCCUAAACGUAAUUGUUGAAAUUUGUUCUUUUAAUGGUUGUUUCGGUCAAUAAAUAAAUGGUUAUUUGAAGUUUUGAAGUUUUUUUUAAUAUUGAAUUUUAGCAAACACAAGAUUUUUUAAAUCUUUUGAAACAAUGUAAGAUAUUUUUGAAUUUUCUAAAGAAUUUCAUCUAUGAAAAUCAGAUAAGGACUGAUAAACUAAAUAUUAAAUCUCGGACCUUAUGUUAGAGAUAUUAUACUUUAUUGCUCUAACUUUAUAUUUUCUUUAUCCUAUAAUAUAAUUUUGACAAAAUCUACUAAAACAUGCUCAAAACCUAUCUAUUUUUAUUAUUAUUUUGUGUAGUAAAAGCCGCUGAUUACAAACUUCUGACAAAAGAAAGUGUUGAUUAUAUUGUCAAGGGCUCGGAUUACAGUUGGCCAUUAGAAAUUAUGAACAAAAUGAGCGAAAAGUUGUGAGCUUUGAACAUUAAAUCUUUAAUAUUAGGUUGUUCAUAUUAUUCUCUGUCCUCUCAAAGCAUUUUAAAAAAAAUUAUUAGGUGAACAACCUGAUAUGACCACUGUUUAAUUGUUGACAUUAUUAUAGAAGAACUUGUAGAGUUGACUAUAUCAAGUAUGGCAAACUGUAGAUAACAAGAAGGCCUACUAUAAUGUAGAAAAACUUUUAAAAAAAAUGUUAUUAAUAAAUUCAUUUUAGUCACGCAUCCCGUCUGUCAGACUACGAUCGUGUAGUGGAAUGUAUCAUCAAUUCGACAAACACUCGUAUUUUACAAAACUAUCGAGUUUAUGGUAAUUUUGAAACAGCAAGAACGUUGAAAGCAUUAGACAGUAGUGCUUUUGAAUGUUUGAGUAGUUCAGCUACUAAGGAAUUGAUUUUGAUUAGAAAUUUGGCAAAACCAUUGGUUAGUUACCUAUUGGCAGAUGAUUCGAAGGGUAGUCAUACUCAACAGAUACGGCAGAGCUUGGAGACGUGCAAAAUAAGGUAGGGUGGGUAGAGCAAGGCAUCAAAAAGCCAAGAUGUUUAAACUUUAAGGUAGAGCAUAUAUAGGUUAUAAUAUAAGUUAAGGUAUAAUAAGGGAGUACAAGUUAGGGUAAAGCUUUCAACGCGACUCCUUUGUAAGGCAAUUGGCUAAAAAAUUCUUAACAAAUGACCGUUUUAGUCAUAAGUACCAAACCACAUGCCCACCAGCUACAGUAACUGAUGGCUUGACAUCUCUGUUUAUACUACUUGAUUUAUCUGCCAAAUACAAUGUUUAUGAUUCAAACUACAAAAUGCAAUGUAAUUCAGAUGUCCUCAGCUAUGUUAAUCCGAAAGUCUAUGAAAAGUCGUUUGUAUGGGGAAAGGAUAAUAUCACUAAUACAAAUAAACUUUGUUAG